AAGUUUCAUUUUGUUUUCAUUUCUUUUCUUAGGAUUGUUAGAUUGUACAUACACCAUAUCUACAUUCAUGUGGUUUUUCAGAGACAUGGUAUAUUGCAAAACUUUCUCAAUCUAUAAUGCUCUUUGAUCAUAACUGUGGAUAUUGAAUGGCUUCUGACAAUUAUGGACAGAUGAUCAAAGUUAUCAUGACUUUGAGACUUCAAACCUAAAGGAAAAUGCUCAUGACUGUAAUCAAGAGUUUUCACUCUGUGUUGUUAGGCCAUUUAGGUGUUUCACUCUUUCUAAUUUGAGCAUGUGUAAGCUUCAUAGUAUAUCAUAAAUGUAUAUUAUCUUUUGUUUUAGUUUUGAAAGGCCAAUUGGGUUCUUCACAUGUUCGACAAAUUUGUCCACUUUUGAGAGUAGAAGUAUUUAUACAAAAACACUGGAAACUCCUGACGGUGUUCUCUUGAUGAAAAAAUUCAGGCUUUUGAAUAUUUUUUUUGGUCCACAUGAAACAAGAUUGGUAAUCAGGUCCUGUUUUAAGUGGGUUGCUCACAUCCUUUUUUCUUUUCGAUUCUUACGUGUAAGUGUAGUUUAGUAACAGAAACAACUAAAAGUUGGUUAAAAAAAAGAGAUACAAUGAUUUUAAGCGAUCUUCAAAUGUAACAUGAUUUUGAUUGUAACUGAUUGACAGUAACGAUCGGACAGUUUUCUAAAUCGGGACAAGAAUGACUCUGUUGCUCCAUGUCGUCCUUUUUUUGUCCAUUGGUGCUCCGCUUUGUCCUUGACUAUAGGCAAACACAUCCUGAAGUCACUGUUCUUGAUCCACCUGAUGCCAUACAACAUUUACACAAUCGUCAAUCCAUGCUCCAGGCUGUUGCUGAUAUGAACUUGUCUGAUUCCUAUGGCAAAGUUGGUGUUCCCAGACAGUUGGUUGUCAAAAGAGAUGCAUCGUCCAUACCUGAUGCUGUUGCAAAUAGUGGGCUGACACUACCCAUUGUUGCAAAGCCACUGGUCAAUGAUGGAAGUGCAAAGUCACAUGAAUUAUCACUUGCUUUUGAUCGAUACUCUCUUCAAAAGCUUGAACCUCCGCUUGUUCUUCAGGAGUUCGUAAACCAUGGAGGUGUUCUUUUUAAAGUCUAUAUUGUGGGUGAAGCUAUAAAAGUGGUCAGGCGUUUCUCUUUACCUGAUGUCAGUAAACGUGAGCUCUCCAAAACGGCUGGUGUAUAUCGUUUCCCCAGGGUUUCUUGUGCUGCAGCUUCUGCAGAUGAUGCAGAUCUGGACCCAGGCAUUGCUGAACUUCCUCCACGACCGUUACUUGAGAGACUUGCCAAGGAACUUCGCCGUAGACUGGGUCUGCGGCUGUUCAACUUGGAUAUGAUCAGAGAGCAUGGGACCAGAGAUCGGUUUUAUGUCAUUGACAUUAACUAUUUCCCUGGGUAUGGGAAAAUGCCGGAGUAUGAGCACAUAUUUACGGACUUCCUCUUGAGCCUGGUGCAGGCCAAGUACAAAAAAAGAUCUGGCUGAAAAACUUUUAAUUGACUCUCCUUGAGAACAAAGUGGGAGUCUGAUCACAGAUAUAGCAGAGCACCUCAAUAAGAUUCUGCAGGGUAAGGUUCCUUGCUUCGGUCCCACGUACAGUGACAUGUGUGGAUCCCUGCUGAUGGCCGAAGGAAGAUGUUCGGCCGUACAGUCAAUUGCUAAUAGGAGAUGUUCCCCCGAGAAGAAUGCAUCAUGUACAGAGUUCUCAGAAGUCUAACUUGGCUCUGUUGAUUCUUUUUCUUUCUACCUGUUUCUGUCGUUGGUAGAUCAUGUAAGCAGCUGCUAAUUACAGAAUCUAAAAAAUUUAUUGGGUUAAUUUUUGAUUUUAUAAUAUUUAUGUUUCUUUUAACAUUUAGGUUGGAAAGAUGCAAAAUCUGAUGUCAUUUUCAAUUUUAUAAUUGAUGCCUCUUACAUUU
This is a messenger RNA of Prunus avium (sweet cherry), 1937 nucleotides long. The record is from RefSeq and is a predicted model, not a curated record. Lineage: Eukaryota; Viridiplantae; Streptophyta; Magnoliopsida; Rosales; Rosaceae.